Ostertagia ostertagi is the source of this 327-nucleotide messenger RNA. NCBI's taxonomy places the organism in Eukaryota, Metazoa, Nematoda, Chromadorea, Rhabditida, Trichostrongylidae. The record is from the annotation of a GenBank genome assembly.
AUGGCUGGCGUAGCUAACGACAAAAUUCUGGUGUCACAUGGAGGCGGAAUGGUGGAUUUCACGCAAAAUUCCAGCCGUUAUGAUGUUUCCAUUCACUAUGAUGUCUCACCGAUCCAAAUCGCUACCACUCUCACCUUCGCUAUCGGCAUUUGGCAGCUCUUAUGUGGUUUACUUCGAUUACAAUUUAUUAUGACGUAUUUCUCCGACCCACUGGUCUCCGGGUUCACUACCGGAGCUGCAGUCCAUGUGCUCCUCGCUCAAAUCGAUGACAUCAUGGGUGUUCAUGUUCCUAAAGCUUCAGGAAUAGGAUACAUUUUUGUGGUAAGC